Molecule: messenger RNA, 3780 nt
Organism: Lentinula edodes (shiitake mushroom)
Lineage: Eukaryota; Fungi; Basidiomycota; Agaricomycetes; Agaricales; Omphalotaceae
Exons: 5
Coding region: 1-3780 (1259 amino acids)
Source: RefSeq, a predicted model, not a curated record
AUGAAACUCUUGCACUGGUGUUCAUUGAUCCCGGAAGGACCGUCUAGCCUCGCUGCAAUCCGAUUCACCAAGCUAGUUCGAGUGAAAUGCAUUCGUGUAUUUCCGAAAGGCGCAAAGCCUUUUGAACAGUGUCCGGAUAUCGUUAGUGAAACCGAACCGGACUCCUUCCUGCUGGAUGUUUACUUCAAUGCGCAACCAGUACAACCUUCGUCAGAGUCGAAGGACAAGCAGCGCGCGGCGAACGCACUAGUGCCCACUACGAUUGCUUAUGCUGGUGGCCAGGUUGAAUUUACUGUGGAUCUAGGUACCGAGUAUGCUACACGGUUAAUGAUAGUCAAAGGUCAAUUUGAGGCUCUUUCACUAGCAAUCUAUGGAGAAGUUGUAUCAGAAACUAUUAUUCCACCUCUUUCUGUGGAGGAAAUAAUCAGCUCAGUGCCAAAACCGAUCUCUUCAGCGGAGACACGAACACGAACGCUAUCCUCGGCAAUUGACCCAGCAAAUUCCUCUGACCCAAUGUUCCUCGCGAGGAACCUUCUUUCCCUCCUAGACGACCCACCUCCGCUCUCACUCCUUUCCAAGCUAAUGUUCUGCCUCAAACCAGACAACGACGAUUGGGACGAUUCAAAUUUUCCGUUCCUUUUCGUGGAUUUCGACAGAGAUAUCUUUCAAACCGCGUCGAAGAUGGAAGAUGACGAUGCCGAGACUGUGAACAGUGGUGAAGACCAAAUGAACUUUGACCUGGAGGCGACACUGGAUGCUAUGUCCAAAGCAGUUUCGGAUGCUGUGGCGGAAGACACGUUAACGAAGUUUGCUCAGGUCGUAGCAGAUAAUAUUGGUCCAAGAACCAAUAAUCAAGCCUUUCACAUCGCUAAACUAUUCAAGCUUUCCGCGUCCCAACGUCCUUCGCUGGCACUGGCUCUCUGUCAAGCAAUCGAUAUCAGCACCGUUGUCGAUGCUCAGUCUCUCGAUGAAGACACCCUUCUCCACCUUCUUGAUGCUUCUGCAAAUGCCGAUAUCGCGCGUUACCUGCAUACCGACUAUUUUCUGGACGUCCUCGCCGACUUUCAAAACUCUGCCAUCAACGUCACCCAAACUAGAACAUCUAAACAGGCAGCCGAGCGCCUGGCUAAGCGUAUCCAAGCUUGGGAGGUCUUCGAAGACGCGUUAUCAAACACGCAAGCCGAUUUCGCAGCUGCCACUGCAUUCCUACGAGACAUUGGCACGGGGGAGCAGAGCUUAGGGAUUUGGUUGGCUAGUAUGACGGGACAUAUCGAUUUAGUCACGAAACUUGCGGAAAACCCGAUCGUUCCGAAUUCCAGUGGAGUUUAUCCGAAGCUUUUUGUGAGGAAUGGAAUAAUUGGCUCGAUGAGCGUCGGGGCAGCGAUAUCUCACGACGAGUUCAUUGCCUUUGUGCGGGCCUUCAUUGGAGUUUCCGGUGUGUUGGCAGUAUGGGCGUGGUCAGAUAGUUUGGGCAAUGACGUUUGUCGGGAAAGAACGUUGGGCGUGUUGAGACUUUGGCAGAGCACGGAUGGAUAUCGGGAGAUCGUGAAUUAUCUUCUUCUCCUCCGCCAAUUUACGCUUCGUCUAAAAUGGAUAACCAGCAACGACACACCCCGUAAAUCAGGUAUCUUUGGCGAACAAAUCCUUUCUGACCUCCUCGACGAACCUGAUGCCGCUCUGAAUGAUGAUCUCGUUCAGACCAUACUCUCACUCAAACAACCCUUAUCCCACAUAUCCGAGAACGACCGACUUUCCAUGCGGAAGAUCGCAUUAGUGGUCGAAGAUGGUUUACCAGCUGCUAUCGAAGAGCUCGUUUUUCCCAAUACUCAUCCAUUAUCUUCCCGACGUUUAAGGACCCUUCUCGUGAGUAUCGCCCUGGUUGAGAAGGAACUGAUGGAGGAUCUUCAGAAAGGGGAUUGGAAUGUCCUGCAAAUGAUUUGGGAUGAACACUCAACAGCGUUGAUCCCCCGGCUAGCAGAGCUCUUAGCAGAAACAUCAAGAGAUUUGAAUGGGAAUUUCCGUAUCACCUCCCCAUUCCCUAUCCCACACCAAAUUCAGCCACAGACUUCUACAGCAAUCUCCCUUCCGCAGGUUCUAUCUCAGCUCUUCCGACUAGCAGAGGACCUUCUUGCCCUUGUCCUUUAUCUAGUCCUUGUUCCCGAAUCUUACCCUUCGACAACUCCAGCACCACUAUCCUUCUCGCUAUCCGCCUACACUUUGCGCUCUAUCGUCCUUAGCGUCGUGGAUGUCUUCGUAUGUACGGAUGCUGCAGACACCAUAUACGCACAAGGUACCCCCGCCUGCGUUUCCGCCCAAUCCGCUCGUCAAGCCUGUCUAGAAUUCGUGCGUAGGGCGUCAAACUCUGGGCCAGGAGGCAUCAUUGUUGAACCCGAGGGAGGCAAAAGCGGAGCCGAAAUUGUUAUGAGCAUGCUACUCAAGCAUGGAGUCGGGAGUUCCGGUAAAGACCCAGCCUAUCAUCUUUUACAGAUAUUUGCCCUUGUUGAUUAUGUCCUGCCGGACCCAAAUUUCACCGCGGCUAUAGGAGGAAGUCUUGAGCUUGAUAUUGAAUAUGAAGAAAAGAAACAGGAAUGGGUGUUGCAGGUACUCCCAAAUGUGCUGGACGAGAUCCAAGAGUUCUUCCGUCAACUCGAUGUAGAGAACAAGAUUCACUUGCUCCGACGCCUCGUGAGGCUAGAUAGUCAGAGCUUGGUAGGGACAGCAGAGUUUUUAUUCACAGCAGAGAUGAAGUUCUUUGAGCGGUGCACAAAGACUCUUUUGGCUUCCAUUGAACUCGAAACCCAGAGAGACACAGAUAUCCAAACAGUUGUCUUACUUUACCAGAUUGGAUUGCAUGUGCGGCUUUUAGGGAAUAUGCUGCAAACAGGCUCUGAUAUGCUCGAUUGGUGUCUUGGAGCAUUAGGGACUGUCCAGGAGGCAUUCAGCAGUCUAACGACGUCUUUGGCAAAUCUAGCAAUUGCUCGAGUGGUGUCUUCUCACCUUGAUACAGUCGUUAAAACGCUCCUGGUCCACUGCGACAGAGGAUUUGAGGACAACAAGUUCAGAUUUACCUUGGUAGUCCUGUUUCUGAGGACAGCUCGACUAGGGGAUAAGUCAGCAGUGGAAUUCAACUCUUUGUUACCUAAAGCUGUUGCCGUGUUGACUACUCUUCCCUUGGAAAGCAUGGACUUGGACAUGCUUCGUCUGGAUAUCGGACAGACUUUGGCAACUUUCAAGACGCCCCUGUCCAAUUCUAAUCUAUCCACUGAGAUUAGCAGUGCUAUCCUCUCGCUUAUGACGUGGCUCAGUGCUCAACCUUCCGAAGAAGGGUUGACUGUUUUCUGCGGCAUCAAGUCUGAUAACCUGGUGUCACUCUACGAUAGCCUGGAAGCAUCACUUCCAGAAGAACAACUUGACACACUUAACAAAUUGCGCACUAUCCUCACAGUCGACGAGGAUGUAAAAAUUCUUCCAGAAAACAUGAAUAUACCAGAUACCCUACAGCUUUCUAUGCAAGAGCUUCAAGAUAUCCUUUCGCCAUUAUCUUCUUUUCUACCAAUCGCGCCAUCUACGCCAACUAGGAACAAUAUUCCAGAUGUUCUGGGCCUAGUUAUAUCUCCACCGGCAGCGCUGCUACGUUCGCCCGCAGCAACAGGCCUAACCAAAACCUACCUCAAUAAUGACUUCCGUGAACUGCGUCAAGCAGCAGUAGCAAGACAGAACACCAGUAGGCUUCCUAGCAUGCAUGGCACGUCUCCGACAAUUACAAUAUACUUUUUUUAA